Hordeum vulgare subsp. vulgare (domesticated barley) is the source of this 872-nucleotide messenger RNA. RefSeq lists its product as uncharacterized. The transcript has 3 exons. The record is from RefSeq and is a predicted model, not a curated record. The coding region runs from base 6 to 872 and encodes 288 amino acids. NCBI's taxonomy places the organism in Eukaryota, Viridiplantae, Streptophyta, Magnoliopsida, Poales, Poaceae.
UAAACAUGCACCCUUAUUUGCACGAAUAUUACUCAGUAGCAAAAUUCAAGGCUGCAUAUGCAACUCCAAUUCCAGCACUUACAGAUCAGUCUCAGUGGCCUGAAGUGGACAUAGAAUUUUCCAUGUGUCCUCCCCUAACAAAAAGAAAGGCUGGUAGGCCUAAAGAGAGCAGAUUCAAGGCAUGGUUUGAGAGAGGUGGGAGUAGUAAAAAAGGGAAGGGAAAGAAGGAUGGAAAACCAAAAAGGUCCCAAAAAGGUAACAAAAAUAGAUGCAAGUUGUGCCAGGAACUUGGGCACCGAGCUGGAUCUUCCAAGUGUUGUUACACUCCUAAAAGGCCAAAGAGGAAGUGUGCAGCUGAGCCCCUUGUUGUUGAAGAUUGCUGGCCAAAGAAAAAGACAAGAGGCAAUGGUUGUAGAAAAAAGAGAAGUUAUGGUGAAACAAUGCAAACUGAGCAAAAUGAGCAAGACUUGGAUGUGCUGCAAAAUGAGCAACAAGACUUGGAUGUGUUCCAAAAUGAAGAUGUGGUCCAAAAUGAGCAAGACUUGGAUGUGUUGCAAAAUCAAGAUGUGGUGCAAAAUGAGCAAGAUAUGGAUGUGAAGAUGUGGGUGCAAAAUGAGCAAGAUAUGGAUCUGGUGCCAAAUGAUUAUCUUCCAGCUGAUGUUGUGCAAGCUGAGCCUAUAUUAGAAGUUGUGUUGCCUAACCCUGUUUUUUCAGAAGAUGUGGUGCCAACUAAGCCUAUAUUGGAAGUUCUGUUGCCAAUUGAGCUUGAUGAUAUUCCAACUGAUGCAGUGAUGAAAACCAAGAGCUUGAGUGAACUGGGUAUAGUGGUAAAGAGAAGCACUGAUAAAAAGAAGAAGAAGAAGCUGAAGUGA